Molecule: messenger RNA, 1271 nt
Organism: Amborella trichopoda
Lineage: Eukaryota; Viridiplantae; Streptophyta; Magnoliopsida; Amborellales; Amborellaceae
Product: 7-acetyl-epi-neemfruitin B aldo-keto reductase
Molecular function (GO): oxidoreductase activity, acting on the CH-OH group of donors, NAD or NADP as acceptor
Source: RefSeq, a predicted model, not a curated record
UACAUAGACCCGAGAGUCUACUACGUUUAACCUUUUUAAUAAUACAUGCAUAUAGCAUAGCAUAGCAUAAUGAUCCACUUUUCAAAGGGCAUGGCGGUUGUUUAAUGCUCUGUUCUUGUGAUACAUUUCAGUUGUUUGUAUUGACUGAUGGGGGAAGAAGACAUGAGGUUUGUGGUGCUAAACUCAGGGCACAAGAUGCCCCUUGUGGCUAUGGGCACUUCCAAAACUCCCUUUGGUGAAGAUGUAUCCAUAAAAGGCCCCAUCCUAGAGGCUAUGAUGGUGGGUUACAGGCACUUUGACACUGCUAGUGUCUAUAAGUCAGAGAGAGACCUUGGUGAAGCUGUGGCCCAAGCCCUCGUUACAGGUGUUCUCCGGUCUCGGGCCGACCUCUUCAUCACCUCCAAGCUUUGGACCACUGAUGCAUAUCCAGAGGGAGUCUUGCUGGCCCUUCGCGAAACACUGAAGCGAUUGCAAGUAGAGUAUUUGGAUUUGUACCUCAUUCAUUUUCCAGCAAGAUCAAAGACAGCAGAGUUUGGAAAAGAAGAAAUUCUCCCCAUUGAUUUGGAAGGGACAUGGAAGGCCAUGGAAGAGUGUUGCAAAAUGGGACUCACCAAGUCCAUUGGAGUCAGCAACUUCUCAUGCAAGAAGCUACAAGAUUUGCUGGCCAUUGCCACCAUUCCCCCUGCAGUUAACCAGGUGGAAAUGCACCCAUUUUGGCAGCAGAGGAAACUGAGAGGCUUCUGUGAAGCCAAAGGUAUCCAUGUGGAAGCAUUUUCUCCUUUGGGAGGGGGAGGAGUCACCUGGGGUCCCAAUGCAGUUUUGGAUUGUGAGCUUCUCACAGAAAUAGCUCAGGCCAAAGGAAAGAGCCUUGCGCAGGUUUGUUUGAGAUGGGGAUUUCAGCAAGGGGUAACACUGGUGUUAAAGAGCUUCAAAAGGGAGAGGUUGAAGGAGAACCUCCAAAUAUUUGAUUGGGAGCUCAAUGAAGAGGAGCUGCACAAAAUUGGUGAAAUUCCUCAAAUGAAGUUUGCUCGUGCUGAGAAGUAUGUAACGCCUGAAGGACCUUUUAAGACUUUGGAGGAUAUAUGGGAUGGAGAGAUAUAAAACCAUGGCCAAUAAGACUGUAGUGAGUCAAGGUCUUUUACUUCUACAAAUUUGAUGGUUAUGGGGUCAUUUAAUGCUUACUAAUUUGAAUUGUUCACAAGAAUAGGGUUGGAGCUUGAGUAGUUAGCAGUUGACACGUUAAGCAAUGGUACAUCUUAAGUUCUAUUCCU